This is a messenger RNA of Brassica oleracea var. oleracea, 869 nucleotides long. Its product is annotated as cyclin-dependent protein kinase inhibitor SMR2. The transcript has a single exon. Gene Ontology annotation, biological process: regulation of DNA endoreduplication. The record is from RefSeq and is a predicted model, not a curated record. NCBI's taxonomy places the organism in Eukaryota, Viridiplantae, Streptophyta, Magnoliopsida, Brassicales, Brassicaceae. Bases 307 to 684 code for a protein of 125 amino acids.
CAAUACGUUAUGUGUGCCUUUAGACUCUCCUUGUUGCCACAACCAACCAACAACACACUAUAAACUCGCUCCAGUCUCCAUCUCUAAACAAACCUGAAAACAUGCUAAAGAAAAAAAUAAUAAUAUAAAAGCUGACAGUUUUCCUGAUUUAUAUUCUUUACCACGUUGGAUCUAUCUACAUCCAUCAAUCAUUUAUUUUCUUUCUUCCUCUUCUUCUCAUUAUCUUCUCUCUCUCUCAAGAACAAGAGUUUUUUUUUUGUUUGUGCACUUUUUUUUUUGUUUGUCGAGUUUUGUAAAUCAAUAAGUAUGUCAAAGAUCACAAGCUUGAUGCAAGAAGAGGUAACGUUAGGUGAGGUUCCAAAGACGAGAGAAGACGCAUUUUCGGACAAUAAUCAUGUGUUGGAUAUUUGUCGGAAAAGAAAGAGAUCAGAUGAAGAAGAAGAAGAAGAACUUGUGGAGGAAGACAACGACGGCUUCAAAACACCGACCCGUCCGGAAAAUAGAAUCCCUGAGGUCAGAGAAUGCCCACCGGCUCCGAGGAAGGGCGAAACGGAAUACUUGGCGAUGCGCAGAGGUAACACAAUAUGGUGCCGUAGACGGUUGAGUUUCUCGCCGGAAAAUGCCGUCGGCUCGUUUAUAACGGACUUGCAGUGGAGGACAACGUCAAUGACGAUCAAGAAAUAAUUAAUAGAGAGAGAUAUUAAAGUUAGUUUUUUAUAUUUUAUUAUGACCAUUUUUAGGUCACGUUCGGAAAAUAUCUGAACGUUUUUUUCCCGCAGAUAGAUAACAAGAAAAUAGUUGAUUAAACUGGUUUUUUGUUUUUAAGUUCCUUCACUCUCAAAUAUAGAUUUCUAUUUCGAGAUGAUGAC